Messenger RNA from Jaculus jaculus (lesser Egyptian jerboa), 5083 nucleotides. RefSeq names its product trafficking protein particle complex subunit 8 (gene Trappc8). Bases 49 to 4353 code for a protein of 1434 amino acids. The record is from RefSeq and is a predicted model, not a curated record. Lineage: Eukaryota; Metazoa; Chordata; Mammalia; Rodentia; Dipodidae. Gene Ontology annotation, molecular function: protein binding. Gene Ontology annotation, biological process: endoplasmic reticulum to Golgi vesicle-mediated transport; protein localization to phagophore assembly site. The transcript is spliced from 30 exons. Gene Ontology annotation, cellular component: cytoplasmic vesicle; TRAPPIII protein complex; phagophore assembly site.
GCUCAGGGUGUUCCCGGGGCGGUUGACGCUGCUGGCCGCGCCGCAGCGAUGGCCCAGUGUGUACAGUCGGUGCAUGAGCUAAUCCCGGACUCCUUCGUCCCCUGCGUUGCUGCUCUAUGCAGCGACGAAGCCGAGCGACUGACUCGGCUCAACCACCUCAGCUUCGCAGAGCUGCUGAAGCCCUUCUCGCGCCUCACUUCCGAAGUGCAUAUGAGAGAUCCUAAUAAUCAGCUUCACAUAAUUAAAAAUUUGAAGAUAGCAGUGAGCAACAUUGUCGUCCAACCACCUCAGCCUGGAGCUCUUCGGAAGCUUUUGAAUGAUGUGGUUUCUGGCAGUCAGCCUGCUGAAGGAUUAGUCACUAAUGUGAUUACAGCAGGAGAUUAUGACCUUAACAUCAGUGCCACUACUCCAUGGUUUGAGUCUUACAGAGAGACAUUUCUUCAGUCAAUGCCAGCAUCAGAUCAUGAAUUUCUGAACCACUAUUUAGCAUGUAUGUUGGUGGCGUCUUCUGGUGAAGCUGAUCCUGUGGAGCAGUUUUCAAAGCUGUCACAAGAACAGCAUCGACUUCAGCACAAUAGUGAAUGUUCCUACCCAAAGUGGUUUAUCCCGAACACGCUUAAAUACUAUGUGCUUUUACAUGACAUAAGUGCGGGAGAUGAACAGAGAGCUGAGUCGAUUUAUGAAGAAAUGAAACAGAAAUAUGGAACUCAGGGUUGCUAUUUACUUAAAAUUAAUUCUCGAGCAUCAAAUCGAGCAUCAGAUGAACAGAUACCAGAUCCUUGGAGUCAGUAUCUCCAGAAAAAUAGUAUUCAAAACCAGGAAUCAUAUGAAGAUGUCCCUUGUACUAUGACUUCCAAUAAGAAUUCUGAUAGUAGCUUGCUUUCAUUGGAUGGAAUAGAUAAUGAAGUCAAAGUAGAUGGCUUACCAAAUAACUAUAGAGCUCACCCACUUCAAUUGGACCAAUCAAGUGACCCUUCUACCAGUGUUGAUGGUGCAGAUCAUGUUACAAAGAAAGCAAGUGCUGGAAUAAUUCAUGGUGCCUGUUUAACACUUACUGAUCAUGAUAGAAUUCGACAGUUUAUACAAGAGUUUACAUUUCGUGGCCUUUUGCCACACAUAGAGAAAACUAUCCGGCAAUUAAAUGAUCAGCUAAUAUCAAGAAAAGGUUUAAGUCGAUCUCUGUUUUCUGCAACUAAAAAAUGGUUUAGUGGCAGUAAGGUUCCAGAAAAGAGUAUUAAUGAGCUGAAAAGUACAUCUGGAUUGCUGUAUCCUCCAGAAGCACCGGAGCUUCAAAUCAGGAAGAUGGCUGACUUGUGCUUUUUGGUGCAGCACUACGAUUUGGCUUACAGUUGCUAUCAUACAGCAAAGAAGGAUUUUCUUAAUGAUCAAGCAAUGCUUUAUGCAGCUGGUGCCUUGGAAAUGGCAGCAGUGUCAGCUUUCCUUCAACCAGGAGCACCUCGUCCAUACCCUGCUCACUACAUGGAUACGGCAAUACAGACAUACAGGGAUAUCUGCAAGAAUAUGGUGUUGGCAGAAAGAUGUGUAUUGCUUAGUGCUGAAAUUUUAAAAAGCCAAAGCAAAUAUUCAGAGGCUGCAGCUCUUCUAAUACGGUUGACAAGUGAGCAGAACACAUGGAAGGGCAUGGAUUCUGAUCUUCGAAGUGCACUGCUUUUGGAACAGGCGGCACAUUGCUUUAUAAACAUGAAGAGCCCCAUGGUCAGAAAAUACGCAUUUCAUAUGAUAUUGGCUGGUCAUCGGUUUAGUAAAGCAGGACAGAAGAAGCAUGCUUUGCGCUGCUAUUGUCAAGCCAUGCAAGUCUACAAAGGCAAAGGCUGGUCUCUUGCAGAGGAUCACAUUAACUUCACAAUUGGACGCCAAUCCUAUACUCUCAGGCAGCUGGACAAUGCCGUGUCUGCUUUUAGACAUAUUUUAGUCAAUGAAAGUAAACAAUCUGCUGCCCAACAAGGGGCUUUUCUUAGAGAGUAUCUUUAUUUUUAUAAGAAUAUAAGUCAGCUAUCACCAGAUGGCCCUUUACCUCAGCUUCCUUUACCAUACAUUAACAGUUCAGCAACUCGGAUUUUCUUUGGCCAUGACAGACGACCAGCAGAUGGUGAAAAGCAAGCAGCUACUCAUAUAAGUCUUGAUCAAGAAUAUGAGUCUCAGUCCUCCCAGCAGUGGCGAGAACUUGAAGAACACGUUGUAGCUGUGGUUAAUAAAGGAAUAAUUCCAUCCAAUUUCCAGCUGACACAAUACUGUUUGAACAGUUAUUCAGAUAACUCCAGAUUUCCACUUGCGGUUGUAGAAGAACCAAUUACAGUGGAAGUAGCCUUUAGAAAUCCAUUAAAAGUUCCACUUUUAUUAUCUGACUUGUCAUUGCUCUGGAAGUUUCAGCCUAAAGAUGCCAGUGAAAGAGAUCAUGAAGAAAUGAAAGAACUAAUUGUAGGUGAACCUGAAAUGAUUGGAACUGAAGUUAUUUCAGAAUUCUUAAUUAAUAGUGAAGAAUCUAAAGUGGCAAGACUAAAGCUCUUUCCCCAUCACAUAGGGGAGCUGCAUAUUCUGGGAGUUGUUUAUAAUCUUGGCACUGUUCAGGGCUUCAUGACAGAUGGCAUUGGUGCUCUUCCUGGAUGUCACACAGGAAAACAUCCCUUGAGUAUGUUGGUUCGAGGGAGACAGAAUUUAGAAAUUCAAGGUCCUCGGCUUAACAACACAAAAGAAGAGAAGACAUCUAUUACAUAUGGUCCUGACCGACGUUUAGAUCCUAUAAUCACUGAAGAAAUGCCAUUGUUGGAGGUGUUUUUUAUACAUUUUCCUACAGGGCUCCUCUGUGGAGAAAUCCGAAAAGCAUAUGUAGAAUUUGUCAAUGUCAGCAAAUGUCCUCUUACUGGAUUGAAGGUUGUGUCUAAACACCCAGAGUUUUUUACUUUUGGUGGCAACACUGCUAUUCUAACACCGCUGAGCCCUUCGGCCUCUGAAAACUGCAGUGCUUAUAAGACUGUUGUGACAGACUCCACCUCUGUGUGUACAGCACUCACAUCAUCAGCCUCUUCUAUAGACUUUGGUGUUGGCAUAGGAAGUCAGCCAGAGGUGAUCACUGUUCCUCUUCCAGACACUGUGCUUCUCCCUGGAACUUCAGUCCAGCUGCCAAUGUGGUUACGUGGGCCAGAUGAGGAAGGUGUCCAUGAAAUUAACUUUUUAUUUUACUAUGAAAGUGUUCAAAAGCAGCCAAAAAUACGGCACAGAAUAUUAAGACAUACUGCCAUUAUUUGCACCAGCCGAUCUUUGAAUGUACGAGCUACUCUCUGCAGAAGCAAUGCACUUGAAGAUGAAGAAAGCAGGGGAGGCAGUAUGUUAGUCUUUGUGGAUGUGGAAAAUACUAAUACUAGUGAAGCAGGGGUUAAAGAAUUCCAUAUAGUGCAAGUAUCAAGUAGUAGCAAACACUGGAAGUUACAGAAAUCAGUAAAUCUUUCUGAAAACAAAGAUGCCAAACUUGCCAGUAGGGAAAAGGGAAAGUUUUGCUUCAAGGCAAUAAGAUGUAAACAAAAAGAAGCUGCAACACAAUCAUCUGAAACAUAUACCUUUGCAGAUAUCAUCUUUGGAAAUGAACAGAUAAUAAGCUCAGCAAGUCCAUGUGCAGAUUUCUUUUAUCGAAGUUUAUCUUCUGAGUUGAAAAAAACACAAGAUCAGCUGCCUGUGCAUACAGAAAAACCCUCAGUAGAGGAUGCUGUGAGACUGAUUCAAAGAUACAGGGCUGUGGAUUUGAAUCUUGUCAUAUUGUGGAAGGCAUAUGUUGUGGAAGACAGCAAGCAACUUAUUUUAGAAGGUCAGCAUCAUGUUAUUCUUCACAGUAUAGGAAAAGAAGCCUUUUCAUAUCCUCAGAAGCUGGAGCCACCAGAAAUGGAACUACUAAAAUUUUUCAGGCCAGAAAACACUACAGUUUCCUCAAGACCAUCAGUAGACCAGCUUUCUAAUCUCAUUAAAACAAGUUUUUACUACCCAGAAUCAUUUAAUCAUCCAUUUCAUCAAAAAAGCCUCUGUGUAGUACCCAUCACCCUUUUACUUUCUAACUGUUCUAAGACUGACGUAGAUGUGAUCGUCGAUCUUCGGCAUAAAGCAACAAGUCCAGAAGCAUUGGGAAUUCAUGGAUCAUUUACAUGGCUUGGACAGACACAAUAUAAACUUCAACUUAAAAGCCAGGAGAGUCACAGUUUGCAGCUGAAAGCAUGCUUUGUUCAUACAGGUGUGUAUAAUAUUGGGACUCCUAGAGUAUUUGCCAAGUUUUCGGACCAAGUUGCAGUGUUUGAAACAAGUCAGCAGAACUCCAUGCCUGCCCUAAUUAUCAUAAACAAUGUGUGACAGCUGAAAGCUACAAGAAUAACUUUGAUGUUGCUGGAUGGGUUUUAUAGCAUUAUUUGGAAAACAUGACUUAGUAGGGAAGUUGGGAUCUGAUCACAGAGCUUGAAUGAUGCAAGGCAAUUUGGACUGAGAAAACUUAUGUUCCUUUUUAUUUUUCUUUAAAACUGGUAAUAAUUUAUAUGCAUAUAAUACUGAAUUUCAGCAUAUCCGUGUACCUUAUUAAACCCCAUCUUAAAAAAAUAUGUUGUUAUAAUUUGUUAGAUGGUAUAUGACUAUUAGGUGAUCCUGAGGAAGGAAAGGCCUUGCUGGGAGUGCUCCAUACACAGUGUAUAGAUUACAGCUGUACUGUGAGGGUCCAUGGAGUACUAACAGAGAUUGCCUGGCUUGCUUCACAGUUCUCUAAACUCUCAACUGAGCUUUGGUUGUAGAGUAUUUGUAUUUCAGUUCUGGUGGGCUCCUAUGGCUUAUACAACACUUUGUGAAAAGAAAACAUUUUUUUCUGAUGCUUUCAAUAUACUUUGGUUUUUUUUUCCUUUGCAUUCAUCUCACAUUCAUUGCACUGUUUCACAAUGAAAUUUUUUGGUCAUUAAAAUCAUAUUGUGUAUUAUAUAACUAACAAUUGAGUCAAAUGGUUUAAAACAUAAUCUCGUUAAUUAAAAAGCUUUUCAAAAAUGUAUUAUAUUUAUAACAAAUGUACUGUAAAUAGAAUAAAGACAUGAUAUUCACUGUA